UAGAGGGUUUACUGACGACGAUGAUGAAUGGAAGGGUUCCGAUCGUCUCCUCCCGGUUCUCGCAGAGGGUGGAUCGAAUCGCUGCUCGGGAGUCGAUCGAGAAAUUUGUCGGCUAAGUAUCCACGUGUUCGAUGGCAGCUACGAUGGCCGUAAACUGAGGUGUAGGGCCCCAUGCAACAAGCGCAGAAGCUGCUCAAUUUUCAGCAAGGAGUGUGCCUAUAAGAGGAGGGAAAUUUAAUCAGGGAGACGAAGAAGGGAGGUCAAAAUGUUGAUGCAGGUCGGAGGUGAGGGCGUUCGGCCCACUUUCUUCGAAAUGGCUGCAGCCCAACAUCUGCCAGCCAGCUUGCGGGCAGCCUUGUUGUAUUCUUUAGGGGUUAUGGCCCAAAGACGACCAAUUCUCCACAAGGUUCUAGAUUACAGUGACGAAGCUUUUGCGGUGCUGAUGCUGUUCCUUGAAGCUCACAGCCUUCGAAUAUCGGAUGCAUCGUUUGCCGAAGCGUUGUACGGACUUCGGCGAAGAUCAGCUAUGCCUACUACCGGAACUGAAAUCAUAUCGAAUAAUCGUAGCAGUUCAGAACCAUCUAGACUUGGUGCCAUUUCAAGGCGUCAAAGAAGUCUGUCUGUUUUGUUUCUGGUCGGCAUGCCAUAUUUAAAGUCUAAGAUGGAGGCUGCGUAUAAUGCCCAGAGAGGAGGUGCGCUGCAAGCAGCAUUUUGGGGCACUGGGGAUGUUGAUGGGGUCGAAGUUGAGAGUAUCAAUGAUGACUCUCCAAGCAAUAGAGAUGAAAGACAAGGUUCGGAAGCUACAGUUACGCAGCGCAUCAAAAGCAGAAUAUCGAAGCUGUGCGUCCAGAUGUAUCCGUGGCUGCAUGCUUCUCAUGAAGGCUUGGCAUUUGCUUAUCAACUCUUGUAUCUGCUGGACGCAACGCAGUUUUACACUCCCGGCUUACACUUGUUAGGCAUUCAAGUGAGUCGAGCUUCAGGUCAAGAACUGAUGGAUGCGUCAAAGCAAAUAGUGGAGAGGAGAAAUCGGGAGUUCGAAAGGCUUAGAGGACCUCGUAUACUCCAGACAGUACAGCGCGGUCUUCUUCGCACAGCCUAUGGAUUCCUUGAUUAUGCACAGUCUGGACUCAUUGCUUCCGUCUUUAUCUUCAAGAUGGUGGAAUGGUGGUACCAAUCAGCUGAACAGAGAUUGACAAGCCCGACUGUGUAUCCUCCACCACCUCCGCCCCCGCCUCCAAAGGUAGCCAAAGAUGGCAUACCGCUACCCGGAGAUCGGACAUGUUGUCCUUUAUGCUUGGAGAAGAGGACCAACCCAGCUAUGGUUGCAGUCUCCGGUUACGUGUUCUGUUAUCCAUGUAUCUACAAUUACGUUAACGAAUAUAAGCGUUGUCCUAUCACGUUAGCAAGCGCAUCUGAAGACAAAAUACGGCGGCUCUACUACGACGCUUGAUACCUCUUAGUUUUUCCUUGAUUUGGAGCUGGAUCUACGAGCAAUCAGUCCCAUGAACAACUGGGAGGGAGUCGGAGUUCCAGCGAGCAUCAGUUGUACAUAUACCGUAGAUUUAAUUCAAGAUUCGAAGUACAGUACUGCACAUUCCAUUAUUAGUUACCGGAGUCCAAACCGCUUAGACCUGGCUGACAACAGGGACUUGUAAAGUUCACAGGAGGUCUGUAGUUGUGCUUUGGGUGACAUAUGUCCGCAUAUGUCACAUUCAAUUUCCGAAAGGCACUCCUCUUUUUACGUUCAAAUAAAGAAAAAGUGAAGAUUUUUGGUC
Molecule: messenger RNA, 1775 nt
Organism: Marchantia polymorpha subsp. ruderalis
Lineage: Eukaryota; Viridiplantae; Streptophyta; Marchantiopsida; Marchantiales; Marchantiaceae
Source: the annotation of a GenBank genome assembly